Penicillium samsonianum is the source of this 1704-nucleotide messenger RNA. RefSeq names its product Major facilitator superfamily domain general substrate transporter. Gene Ontology annotation, molecular function: transmembrane transporter activity. Gene Ontology annotation, biological process: transmembrane transport. Bases 1 to 1704 code for a protein of 567 amino acids. Lineage: Eukaryota; Fungi; Ascomycota; Eurotiomycetes; Eurotiales; Aspergillaceae. The transcript has 4 exons. The record is from RefSeq and is a predicted model, not a curated record.
AUGGGACUCGAAAAAUUUAACCCUUUCAAAAAGGAUAGUCCGACCUUCCCCAACGUUGUCAUCCCACUCGCCGACGCACCUGCCCACUCCCUCUCGGAAAAGGCAGACAAGGAGUCCAACCAGAGCUUGGACAGCGCGUCUUCCUCAGAGAAUGGUGUCGCUGGCUCCAAGGAUUCAACUCAUCUGACCCUCGAAGCCCUUCGUGCAGAAAUCGAGUCUGAUGUUUCCACAGCUACCCAUGACUCUGCCUAUGACCGCAAGGCAAAGGUGAUCAACAGAGCCCUGCAGGAUAUCGGCAUGGGCCGGUAUCAAUGGGAACUGUUCUUCCUUUGUGGUUUUGGUUGGACAGCAGACAACCUUUGGCUUCAGGGAGUUGCCCUGACGCUGACCCCUAUCUCUUACGAAUUUGGACUCUCCGAUACGUGGGUGCGUUUCACCACUUGCUCUCUAUUCUUGGGUCUCUGCAUUGGUGCCUCAUUCUGGGGUAUUGCCUCUGAUAUUGUUGGUCGUCGUCUUGCUUUCAACGCCACUCUAUUCCUGGCUGGUACCUUUGGUCUGGCUGCCGGUGGUGGUCCCACUUGGAUUGGAACAUGUGCCCUGUUCGCUUGUUUGGGUCUUGGUGUGGGUGGUAACCUGCCUGUUGAUGGUGCUCUUUUCCUGGAGUUCCUCCCCUUUGUCUCCGGCAACAUGUUGACCAUGUUGAGUGUCUGGUGGCCCGUUGGCCAGUUAAUCGGCAGUCUGCUUGCGUGGGCUUUCAUCCCCAACUUCAGCUGCACUGGCCGUGAAGGUUGCACCAAGGAGAACAACAUGGGCUGGCGCUACCUGGUCCUUAGUCUGGGUGCCAUCACUUUUGUUAUGUUUAUCCUGCGUUUCUUCUUCUUCCACUUGUACGAGUCGCCCAAGUUCCUGCUCUCCCGUGGCCGCCAGGAAGAAGCUGUCGCCUCUAUUCAUGGCAUUGCCCACAAGAACGGCACCAAGACCUGGUUGACCAGCGACAUUCUUAACGAAAUUGGUGGUCACGUCGAGGUGCACGAAAAAGAGACGGGGCUCUCUUACUCUCAAAUCGUGGGCCGCUUCUUCUCCAAAUUCUCAAUGGAGCGCAUUGCGCCCCUGUUCGCCAACAAGCGCAUGGGCUGGAAUACUGCUCUGCUCUGGUUCUGCUGGGCCACCAUCGGCAUGGGUUAUCCCCUCUUCAACGCUUUCUUGCCGCAGUACCUCUCCCAAUCCGGCGGCGUGACCAACUCGAACUACACCACCUACCGCAAUUACGCCAUCACCUCCAUCGUUGGUCUCCCUGGCUCUUUUUUGGCUUGCUGGACAGUUGAGCUCAAGUACAUUGGUCGCAAGGGCACCAUGGCAAUCUCCACCCUGAUCACCGGUGUGUUACUGUUCUGCUUCACCGCAUCCACGAACCCCGACAUCCAGCUCCUGUGCAGUUGUCUCGAGGCCUUCUUCCAGAACAUCAUGUACGGUGUCCUGUUCGCCUAUACCCCUGAGACCUUCCCCGCCCCGAACCGCGGUACUGGCACUGGUAUCUCCAGCUGCUUGAACCGUAUUACUGGUCUCUGUGCUCCGCUUGUCGCUAUCUAUGCCGGUAGCGCGGACCCCAACGCGCCCAUCUAUGCGUCCGGCGCGUUGAUUCUGGCUUCCUUUGGGGCUAUGUGCCUCCUACCCAUCGAGACUCGGGGUAAGCAGACUCUUUAA